This is a messenger RNA of Suncus etruscus (white-toothed pygmy shrew), 2014 nucleotides long. It is a transcript of the gene SLC37A2, whose product is annotated as solute carrier family 37 member 2. The coding region runs from base 128 to 2014 and encodes 628 amino acids. Gene Ontology annotation, molecular function: glucose 6-phosphate:phosphate antiporter activity. NCBI's taxonomy places the organism in Eukaryota, Metazoa, Chordata, Mammalia, Eulipotyphla, Soricidae. The transcript is spliced from 21 exons. Gene Ontology annotation, cellular component: endoplasmic reticulum membrane. Gene Ontology annotation, biological process: glucose-6-phosphate transport; phosphate ion transmembrane transport. The record is from RefSeq and is a predicted model, not a curated record.
GGGCACCAAGCGCCAAGCAUCAAGCACCAAGCACGAGGAACCGCACUAGGAACAGCACCAGACACCCGGCCAGUGUCUGUCCUCGCUCAGUGUCUGUCCGUCCGGCCAUCCCAUCUCCUCCAGCAAGAUGCGCUCUUCCCUGGCGCCCGGCGUCCACUUUCUGCGCUCCUUCUCCCGGGACAGCUGGUUCCGGGGCUUCAUCCUCCUGCUCACCUUCUUGAUCUACACUUGCUACCACAUGUCCAGGAAGCCCAUCAGUGUGGUCAAGAGCCGCCUGCACCAGAACUGCUCAGAGCUCAUCCACCCAGACAAUGACACCCACAGCCCCAACGACACCACAUGGUGCAGCUGGGCCCCAUUCGACCAGGAUAACUACAAGGAGCUGCUGGGCGCCGUGGACAAUGCCUUCCUGGUGGCCUACGCCGUGGGCAUGUUCAUCAGUGGGAUUUUUGGGGAGCGGCUGCCUCUCCGCUAUUACCUGUCAGCUGGGAUGCUAUUCAGUGGCCUGUUCACCUCACUUCUUGGUUUCGCCUACUUCUGGGACAUCCACGUGCUCUGGUACUUCGUGCUGGUGCAGAUCUUCAAUGGACUCGCCCAGACCACAGGCUGGCCUGCUGUAGUUGCCUGCGUGGGGCACUGGUUCGGAAAGGGGAAACGGGGACUCAUCAUGGGCAUCUGGAACUCACACACGUCCGUGGGCAACAUCCUGGGCUCCCUGAUAGCCGGUGUCUGGGUGAACGGGCAAUGGGGCCUGUCGUUCGUGGUCCCUGGCGCCAUCACUGCCAUCAUGGGCCUCUUCACCUUCCUCUUCCUCAUCGAGUACCCAGAGGAUGUGGACUGCAGCCCUCCCCAGCAUCAUGAAGGCCCAGAGGUCAGUCCAGACUGUGUCGAGGAGAGCCGGGAUGACAGCCUGGAGGCAGCAAGCAGAAGCUGCAAGGACCCAAACACACAGCCUGCGGCCAUCAGCUUCUUCGGGGCACUCUGCAUCCCGGGCGUCAUUGAGUUCUCGCUGUGCCUGCUCUUCGCCAAGCUGGUCAGCUACACCUUCCUGUACUGGCUGCCGCUCUACAUCUUCAACGUGGCUCACUUCGGAGCCAAGGAGGCUGGGGACCUGUCCACACUCUUCGACGUGGGCGGCAUCAUAGGCGGCAUCCUGGCUGGGGUGGUGUCCGACUACACUGGUGGCAGAGCUACCACUUGCACUGUGAUGCUUCUCCUAGCUGCACCCCUGAUGUUCCUGUACAAUGCCUUUGGCCAGAGCGGGUUGACCAAUUCCAUAGUCAUGCUCAUUAUUUGUGGGGCAUUGGUCAACGGCCCCUACUCGCUCAUCACCACAGCUGUCUCUGCUGACCUGGGCACCCACCAGAGCUUGAAGGGCAACGCCAAAGCACUGGCCACAGUCACCGCCAUUAUCGACGGCACCGGUUCCAUAGGGGCAGCCCUGGGCCCCCUGCUGGCCGGACUCAUCUCCCCCACGGGCUGGAACAACGUCUUCUACAUGCUCAUCUCAGCCGACGUGCUUGCCUGCCUGUUCCUUUGUCGCCUAGUGUACAAGGAGAUCGCUGCCUGGCGGAUGUCUCUGAGCAGAGACAGAAGUCCCAACAUUUUUGUGAGUAUUUUCUGCAAGUCCGCAAUCACUAUAAAGAAAUAUGAAGCCCUGGAUGGACAAGACAUGGAGAACCCCACAGGGGACCUGGAUAUCCCCCUGGGCAAGACAACGUGGUCACCAUGGCCCUUUGGAUGGAUGCGCCGUAACUCUGUCCUGGACAGCACAGGGCCAGUAUGCUUGCUUCAGGCCAAGUUGAUGGAGGGCACCAAUCACCUAGGCACAGGCAGGGUAAAUCUGGUGAAGACGGCUCAGCCUCGGGAGAGGAAGAAUCCAGGCUGCAGUGUGGCCCGAUUGUCUUCCCCGACCCUCCACCAGCCCCGCAUGCCCUCAACUUCCAAAUUCCGGGGGCCCUGCCCUCAGAACGACCUCCUGGACCCUGUGUCCUUCCCUCAUGGGCAGCCAUGA